Messenger RNA from Balaenoptera acutorostrata (minke whale), 922 nucleotides. RefSeq names its product proline-rich protein 2-like. The transcript has 2 exons. The record is from RefSeq and is a predicted model, not a curated record. NCBI's taxonomy places the organism in Eukaryota, Metazoa, Chordata, Mammalia, Artiodactyla, Balaenopteridae. The coding region runs from base 352 to 807 and encodes 151 amino acids.
CGUUUCAUGUGAGGGAAAAGCGAAACAGCGCUCAGGGGGAACUAGCUGUCCUCACGUUGCCCCCGGCAGCCCCAACCCCAAGGGCUCAGGGAAGAGCUGCCGGCGGCAGCCCCGACGCUGCGGGGCACCGGGAGACGCGCGCCGCCUCGCCCUGCACGGCCGUGAUUGCGGGAUUUAAUUAGGAAGGAGGAGCCCGGUUGCCGACUGAGCAGCAGUUAUUAUUAUUUUAUUUUUAAAGGGGGCCUGAUUCCUGCAGUAAAGGCUUCCGCGUCUCCUCACUCAUUCUUCCACCCUGGCGGCCAGCUCUUGCGGAGCCGCAGUUGCUCCGCCGCGCACUUCUGCUUCUGUUCGAUGAACCCGCGCCCGCCCCGCGCAAUCUCGAAGGAGCAGGGAAAGCAGGCUCAGCCCCAGAAAGGUGCGAGAGAAUCCCCUCACCCCCAGCUGGCCCGACCGCCGCGCCCCUGCCUGCGCCCGCCUCCUACUCCUCCUCGGCGCCCUGGGCAGCGCCCACCGGCCGGCGGCGUCCGGGAAAGGCCACGGGAGGAACGUCGCCCGGGAAAUGAGGAGCAUCCCAGGGUUGCCAGCCAAGAGCCCGAACCUCAGAGUCCUGGCGAGGCUCGGCCGCUUUGUCUGGGCUCAGGCAUAUCUUCAGAGCCCACCAGCCGGGAAGGGAACAAAGAGCCUCGACCCCCACGCCCCAGCCUCCGCCUCUCCCGCACGCGCCGGUUCACCACCUUCCUGAAGACCCCUUUGUCUGCCUGGGAAGCACAGGUCUACCGGGGGUGCCCACACCCCCGCCCUUUCUGACAAUCGAGCUAGGCUGAAUUUUCAACCCACCCACUCCCUGUGUUAACGACAUCAUACAGUUCGGCGUUCCCCCCCCCCCAACAUAGACCAUUUAGAGAUUUGUUGAUGCAUAACA